This is a messenger RNA of Conger conger (European conger), 2800 nucleotides long. Its product is annotated as ectonucleoside triphosphate diphosphohydrolase 7-like. Gene Ontology annotation, cellular component: membrane. The record is from RefSeq and is a predicted model, not a curated record. Gene Ontology annotation, biological process: nucleoside diphosphate catabolic process. The transcript has 13 exons. Gene Ontology annotation, molecular function: nucleoside diphosphate phosphatase activity. NCBI's taxonomy places the organism in Eukaryota, Metazoa, Chordata, Actinopteri, Anguilliformes, Congridae. Bases 398 to 2260 code for a protein of 620 amino acids.
GGUAGCUGGCUAGCUAGCUAGCUAACAACCAAAUAUGAGUUGUGUGACACAUGGAUCCCAAAAGUCAAUUGGAUCUAACGGUAGGGAGGUAAAUUGUAAUAUAUAAGACAUGCUUCUAGUGUUGACAUCAUCGAGGAGCACAACGCCGCUUUUCAUCCAUUUGUUCUAGUGGUCCCACGCGUAUAAUCGAACGUCUGAGGCUCAGGCUCAUGCUCAUGCUCAUGCUCAUCCUGUACUUCCACGUGUGAAGAACACCGGUUCACCUGUCCCCUCCCUCUGUAUUUUCCACACAAAUCUGGCCAUCGCGGGAAAAGAACAGCUGCAUCCACACAGAAAACACACCAUCAUGAGGAGGUGACAGCAACGGAAGUUCUGCUGGCAUAUUCAGCUGAAACAUAUGGCAAGGAUCAGUUUCUCCUGCCUGCUGCCUGCCUCAUGGCACUUCAGCGUGUCCCUGCUCUCCCUGGGGUGUGGGGCACGACAGAGGGUCUUCUGCCCCAUCUUCCUCACCGGCUUCCUUCUGCUCCUCCUGGGCUUGUACCAGACAGACCACUGGGGCCCGACGUCGAGGGGAGGCCGUGUCAACAAGUACCUGUCUAUCGUUGAGAACAUGGAGGCGACGGAUGUUCUCAACGCCGCACUGAACUAUGGGAUUGUUGUGGAUUGUGGGAGCAGUGGCUCUCGGGUCUUUGUGUACUACUGGCCUCCACACAAUGGCAACCCUCACACCCUCCUGGACAUCCGGCAGAUGAGGGCGCAAGACCGCACCCCUGUGGUCAAAAAGAUUAAGCCAGGUAUAUCCAAGUUGGCCCUCACCCCUGAGAAAGCCAGCGACUACCUCCAGCCCCUCCUGAGCUUUGCAGCAGCUCACAUACCCAAGAAGAAACACCGGGAGACCCCCCUUUACAUCCUGUGCACUGCUGGCAUGAGACUCCUGAGUGAAAGCCAACAGGCUGCCAUCCUGGAGGACCUGGUUACGGACGUGCCGGUGGAGUUUGACUUCCUGUUCCCCAGCUCGCAUGCAGAGGUGAUCUCUGGGAAACAGGAAGGUGUGUACGCGUGGAUCGGAAUCAACUUUGUGCUAGGCCGCUUUGACCACGCAGAAGAGGGGGAAGAGGCAGUGGUCGAAGUCACUACUGGAGGGCAAGACCAGGAGCCAAUCAGCCGGCGGCGCACUGUGGGCAUCAUUGACAUGGGUGGAGCUUCACUGCAGAUAGCCUAUGAAGUGCCCAGUGCCGUUUCAUUCAGCUCACCUGAGCAGGAGGAGGCAGCGAAGACUCUCCUGGCAGAGUUUAACCUGGGCUGCGACGUGGAGCACACGCAGCACGUGUACCGCGUCUACGUCACCACAUUCCUGGGGUUCGGCGGGAACAUGGCACGCCAGCGCUACGAGGAUGACCUAGUCAACGGCACGGUGUCGAAGAACAGGUACGGCGCACAGAAAGUUAACGACAGCACGGUGUUGAAGAACAGGCUAACAGGAGAUAAGAACGGCAUGGGGGAGUCCAGUCCCUACCUGGACCCCUGUCUGCCCAGGGGCCUUUCGGAGACGGUGCAGAGGGACAGCCACACGGUGUUCCUGCGGGGCCAGGGGGACUGGCCCCGGUGCCAGGCCGCGGUGAGGCCCUUCCUGGGCAGGCACAACGGCACGCUGUCCCUGCGGGGGGUGUACCAGGCCCCCAUCGACUUCCACAACAGCGAGUUCUACGGCUUCUCCGAGUUCUACUACUGCACGGAGGACGUGCUACGCAUCGGGGGCCAGUACGACAGCGGCAAAUACGCCAAGGCCGCCACGGAUUACUGCGCUACUGAGUGGUCGAAAUUAAAACAGCGACUGGACGGCAAGCUCUACUCUUCGCAAGCGGACAUCUCCAGACUGAAAUACCAGUGCUUCAAGUCGGCCUGGAUGUACGAGGUGCUGCACUCGGGGUUCCGCUUCCCUCAGGACUACCCCAGCCUGAAGACGGCACAGCUCGUCUACGACAAGGAGGUGCAGUGGACCCUGGGAGCGAUGCUGUUUAAAACACGCUUCAUGCCACUCAGGGGCCGUCAGCAGGAGGCCCUCCGCCAGUCGCACUCCCCCUGGCUGCGCGCCUCCUUCGUGUACAACCACUACCUGUUCUUCGCCUGCAUCCUGGUGGUGCUGCUGGCCAUCCUGCUCUACAUCCUCCGACUCCGGCGCAUCCACCAUAGGGAGCUGCGCCAGGCCGAGGCCCUGGACCUGCUGUGGGCCGAGGAGGGCGAGGUGCUCAUCGCCUGAGAGCGCAGGUACCGCCGGGCCAGGGCCGGGGUGGGCACGGACCGGGGAGAGGAGGAGAAGAGAACGGGAGCAAGCGGACAGAGAGGUGUCAUUCACUCCAACAACGACCUUGAAGCAACCACAAGUUGUUUGUUCUCCGUUGCAGAACAGUGAUUUUUUUAUAUCGGUGCGUCGCUGAUAAUACGUAGUGCGGCUCCUGUUUUUUAGUGCCGUAAAGUCUCCUUUCAUUCUUCUCCGAGACUGUAGAAUGAAGAGUGAAGGGUCGGUGCUAACUAUACCACUAGGAGGAGGUUGAUUUGUUGGCAGUUGGGAACUGCCCGGAAUGGUGGUGUGUGGAGUUGAGUGGAGGGUCCGUGAACUCCUGCGCCCCGCUGUCUACAUGAAAUAUGCGGAGGACGAGCCCUUGACAUUCCCCUGGUGGGAACUGUGGGACCAAUAAACCAAUCAGGGAGAUCCCAGCAGAUGUGAACACGAGGGAGUAAUUGUGCUUUUCUUUCUCGUUUUUCCCUGGCCUGCUGCGGAACCACAAGGCGGGGGAGG